CAGGAAGCAGUGCAGUAGAAUUGUGCAGGAAUUUGUUUUUGGGAAGGAUUUCCUUUGGAUCCAGCGCGCGUCUCCUUUUCACCCACUUGGUCGCGCCCUCCUGCGCGUCACCGCGGAGUUUAAAGCCCCUCGUGAGCGCGCCUGAGUCGCCCUUCAUUCGUUCGUUCACGUGCCUCGGGAUGGUUUAGGGGUCGGUACGCGGCAUGGCGGGGGUCACCGUCAGUCCCAGCUGUCGCAACUGUUCCGCGUCCAAUUCCAACGCAAGCGCCGCGCAGCUGCGCCUCGACGAGGACGAGCAACUUUUGAGAUACAUAUGGAGUGAAUACCUGCAUCCGAAGCAGUACGAGUGGGUCCUGAUAGGAGGAUACAUCCUAGUCUUCUUGUGCUCUCUGGUUGGAAACACAUUGGUUUGUUUUGCAGUGUGGAAAAACCAUCACAUGCGCACAGUGACCAACUACUUCAUCGUGAACCUGUCCUUCGCUGACAUCCUGGUCACCAUCACCUGCCUUCCUGCAAGUCUCGUGGUGGACAUCACAGAAACAUGGUUCUUUGGAGAAACGCUCUGUCGGAUCUUACCUUAUUUACAGACAAUCUCGGUGUCUGUAUCCGUGCUGACCCUCAGCUGCAUUGCUCAGGAUCGCUGGUAUGCGAUCUGCCACCCUCUGAAGUUUAAGAGCACAGCGAAGCGAGCUCGCCGGAGCAUCAUCCUGAUCUGGUUGGUGUCGUGCGUGAUCAUGAUUCCCCAAGCUGUUGUCAUGGAGUGUAACAACCUGCUGCCUGAGCUGCUCCCUGAACUCACCAACAAAACCAUUCUCUUUACUGUGUGUGACGAACACUGGGGAGAUGAGAUCUACCCCAAGGUCUACCACACCUGCUUCUUUAUUGUAACCUAUUUUGCCCCCUUGUGCCUGAUGGUCCUGGCGUACAUCCAGAUCUGUCAGAAACUCUGGUGUCAGCAGAUUCCAGGAACCUCGUCGGUGGUGCAGAGGAAGUGGAAAUCCCUGCAGUGUUCAGCUCAGGCUGCAGGUCCUGGUGAGUCGGUCAAGGUCAGGACCAGCGCGGUGUCGGCUGAGAUUAAGCAAAUGAAAUCUCGACGGAAAACGGCACGCAUGCUGAUGGUGGUGCUCUUCGUCUUCGCCAUCUGUUACCUGCCCAUUAGCGUCCUUAAUAUCAUGAAAAGAGUGUUUGGCGCUUUUAAGAACACGAACGACAGAGAGACAGUGUAUGCCUGGUUCACUUUUUCCCACUGGCUUAUAUACGCCAACAGCGCUGCCAAUCCAAUCAUCUACAAUUUCCUCAGUGGGAAAUUCAGAGAGGAGUUCAAAGCAGCGUUUUCCUGUCACUGUUCAGGCCAAGGGGAAAACAAGGAGAGGGUGAGGACCAAGAUGAGCACCGACAGCCACAAAUCCCUGUCCACACAAGUGAGCCACUUCGACAAUGUCUCACGGAUCUCAGACCAGAUCAUGUAGCUCAGAUCAUGAGCGGUUAGUCGUGAAAUGCCACUUCACUGCUGGUUUAUGGGACAAAAGCACAGAGAUCUCAAAGGCUCAGACUUGCUUUUAUAUGCAAAGCUUUGAAAAGGUAAAUUUGCUCCAGAAUAUCACCCGGACAAGAGGAAAAUGACAUUCUGCCUCGGAUAAGAGAAGAAGAAACAGAAGAGAUUGAAUUUCCAGUUCACUUUCAAAGAUUCUCAGUGAUUGUGAUGCCAUUAGACAGAAAGCACAGGACACGCUGGUGAUUGAGUCAAACAGUUUAUUCAUCUCAAGGAAACAUUAUUUUGUUUGAAAAAAAAAGACUAUUUGAUAUUUUACAGUAUUAUUGUAUGUUAUAUAGUGCCUGGAAGUGUGGCAUGAAUAUAUUGGUAAAUCUUUUCAUUUCAAAACAAAAUCUGCAUCUGAAAUUUCAUCAGCAACAUAUAAAAACAUAUAAACAUUUAUAUCUUUGAGUGUUUAUAAAUUUAUAAAAACCUGAUUUCAGUAAGAUAAAAAUAGCUGCACAGGGAUUUAUUUUUAAUCUUUGCACACAUGAUAGCUGUUUGCCCAGGCACAAGUAACAAUCAGAGAAAAGGCUAGCGGCUAAAUCGGAUGUCUUUUGUUCUGCUUUGGUGGAUCUCUUACAAUAUGGACGCUUUUAAAAAGCAGGGUGUAGAAUUGCAUUUGUAAUAGUGCUUUGUUGUUUGACAUUCUUUCAUGUGUUUGAGUUCUUUGCUCUUACUCUUAAUGUAAAUGCCAUCCUGCUGAACACAAAAAUAUAUAUACCACUUUUUUUCUUGUUUUUAAUGUUUGUUUUUAAAUGGUGGUGUUUUAAUUGCUUAUGGUGAAAAAUUAAUGGUUCAUAUUUGGAAUCAAUGUACAUCUGAAAUCGUUUAUAUAGUUUAUAAUAUUUUAAAGGUUGAAUUGCCCACAGAAUAAAGAACAGUACUGUAUAAUAUAAAGUACAAGUGCAAAUAUAAAAAAUGUUUGUCUAACUGCUGUAUCAGAUGUAACUCCAAAUUGAAUUCAUUUUUAUAAUAUCUGAAAAUGUGCACCUUUUGCAGAUUUUUUAUCAGAUGGAAUUGGUGGCAAAUUGGUAGGAUUAAAAUGUUUUUGAUGUUUU
Messenger RNA from Silurus meridionalis, 2595 nucleotides. RefSeq names its product hypocretin (orexin) receptor 2 (gene hcrtr2). Gene Ontology annotation, biological process: feeding behavior; G protein-coupled receptor signaling pathway; circadian sleep/wake cycle process. Bases 204 to 1469 code for a protein of 421 amino acids. Gene Ontology annotation, molecular function: orexin receptor activity. The transcript has 7 exons. Gene Ontology annotation, cellular component: membrane. The record is from RefSeq and is a predicted model, not a curated record. NCBI's taxonomy places the organism in Eukaryota, Metazoa, Chordata, Actinopteri, Siluriformes, Siluridae.